AUGGGCUCCACGCCUUCUCCCAUCCGCCUCGCCAUCCUCGAGGCAGACACCCCGCUGCCCGAGACCCAGGCCACCUACAAGGGCUACGGCGGCGUCUUCACGGCCCUCCUGCGCACCGCCGCCCUGACGCUGCCGGCGCCCGCACCCCCUCGACUCGCUUGCAGCAGACACACGGGCUACGACGACGAGCCCUGGAUCCUGGCCCUCGUCGACUACACGCCCGCUGCCUCGCCACGGGCCGCGUCGUGCAUCGCGUCUGCUUCGGCCAACAGAUCAUCGCCCGCGCCCUCGGCGGGCACCGUCCGCACCUCGCCCAAGGGCUGGGAGGUCGCCGUCACUGACGUCACUCUGACCCCCGUCGCCCGCGACCUCUUUGGCCUCGACGUCUUGCGCAUCCACCAGAUGCACCGUGACGAGGUCGUCGACGUGCCGUCCGGCGCCGAGAGCCUCGCCGCCACCGACACGUGUCCCGUCCAGGGCUAUUAUGCCAAGGGCCGGUACAUUGCCGUCCAAGGCCACCCCGAGUUUACGGGGCCCAUUGUCGCCGAGAUUCUCGCGAGCAGGCACAAGAUGGGCAUUUUUGGCGAUGACAUGUACGCCGAGGCCGUCGAGCGCGCCGGCAUCGAGCACGAUGGCGUUGCCGUCGGCAGGGGGUUCCUGAAUUUCCUGCAGCAGUAG
Verticillium alfalfae VaMs.102 is the source of this 678-nucleotide messenger RNA. RefSeq names its product GMP synthase. NCBI's taxonomy places the organism in Eukaryota, Fungi, Ascomycota, Sordariomycetes, Glomerellales, Plectosphaerellaceae. Gene Ontology annotation, cellular component: cytosol; nucleus. The transcript has 2 exons. The record is from RefSeq and is a predicted model, not a curated record. The coding region runs from base 1 to 678 and encodes 225 amino acids.